Selaginella moellendorffii is the source of this 1404-nucleotide messenger RNA. RefSeq names its product putative protein TPRXL. Bases 149 to 1300 code for a protein of 383 amino acids. The transcript has a single exon. Gene Ontology annotation, biological process: negative regulation of DNA-templated transcription. The record is from RefSeq and is a predicted model, not a curated record. Lineage: Eukaryota; Viridiplantae; Streptophyta; Lycopodiopsida; Selaginellales; Selaginellaceae.
AACAGAGCAGUGGCGCCGGCGCCUACAGCGCGGGAUUCAACGCUCGCCAAGGCCUGCAUUUGGAUCUUUCUUGCUGCGCUUGAUUCUCCCGAUCGCAGGAUAGAAGUAGCCGCUGCUGGCCGCCUAGAUCGAGCAGCAGGGCAGACGAAUGGAAUCUUUUGCCCGGUCCAAGAAGCCCCGUGCAAGCAUCAGCGCGCCUCCAGGCGGCGAGGGAGGCCAAUCCGUGGCUCAGAAGCCCGAUUCUCGCGAGGUCGGGGCAUUCCAGGUUCUUGCUUUCGAUUUUUUUCCCUCUCCAAGGCCAGGGUCGGAGGAUUUCGAUCUUGCUGCGGGGAAACCCGCGGAGAAAGAUCCGGCCCCGUCGAGAUUCUGGCGGUCGCUUGUGCGUAUCGUCGGCAAGAACAGGCUGGGGAUGAAGACGAAGAGCUCGAGCUUGAGCCACGAAAUUCUCGCGGAAAAUCUCGAGCCGUGGAGUUAUCCACUGGUGGAUUUAAGCGAGAAAAAGAUCAGUGGAAAGAAGUGGACAUCGACUAUCAAGGCUCUUCUCUUUGGCAGAUCGAAGAAGACGAAGGAGAGCCCGUUUGAUUCGUCGCUCAACACGAGCAAGGAAUCGAUAAGUCCCUCCGCCGUGUGCCCGGGACGCAGCUCGGGCGAGAGCUCCUCCACAUCUUACAUCACUGCCGAUGGAUUCUCUUCUCCAAACUCCGACAAGCCCAGGAGUUCUUCCCAGCAGAGCUCAUCAACUUCGACGCCAAACUUGAUGGCUUGCAAAGAAACCUGCCGAGUUUCCAGAGAGACGAGCUUGAUCGUCGCCAGGAGCAUCUCGAGGUUGUCCUGCCGGCACGAUCGCGACGAUCUUCUGGAUACGAUCGAGAGCGUCCCGCUGCUAGAGACCCCCAGAUCAUCAGCAAUGUCUUCGCCAGCAUCUAGCACUACUUCCAGCAAAAGAAGCUCGAGGAUCUCUCCCCGGAUCUCCCCCAGCCGGUGCCACGAGAAGCCGAUGAGGCGUUCGUCCGCUGUGCUAGAACGAAGAAUGCCGUCGUCCCCCAGCGCCAUGAAGCUACGAGCGGCGGCAGCAAACGAGAAGAAGAAUUCGCCGGCCCCUCUGGGCAAUGUUGCGAUCGUGAAGCAGUCGGAGGAUCCAUUCCGGGAUUUCCAGGACUCGAUGAUCGAGAUGAUCAAGGCCAAGAACAUCAAAGGCGACCGCGAGCUCGUCAAUCUCUUGAACUGCUACCUCUCCCUCAACGCUCCAAAGCUCCAUCCCACCAUCAUCGACGCUUUUGCAAAGGUCUGCCCACAUUGAUCUCAGAGUAAAAUCUCCUAGAAUCUUUUUGCUUUGAUGUAUCAACGAAAUUGAUUUGUAAAAGACUUAACUUAUAUGUAAUAAAACAAAUUUAAACUGGGGUA